This is a messenger RNA of Chionomys nivalis (European snow vole), 1855 nucleotides long. RefSeq names its product Q-nucleotide N-glycosylase 1 (gene Qng1). The record is from RefSeq and is a predicted model, not a curated record. Bases 60 to 1079 code for a protein of 339 amino acids. The transcript has 4 exons. NCBI's taxonomy places the organism in Eukaryota, Metazoa, Chordata, Mammalia, Rodentia, Cricetidae.
CCCGAGGACGUGCCCGCUGCCGAGGCUCCCAGCGGCGUCGGGGGCGAGGGAGACGCAGCAUGGAGGCGCCGCUGUUGCCGCGCGAGUCCGCGAGGUUCGUGGCCGAGAACAGUCGUGACGUGCUCGUGGACCUCGAGGGCGUGCGCAGGGCAGCCGAGCUGCUGCUGCCCGCUGCCUCGGCGUGGCGUGUGGAGCAGUGGAAGGCCCUGCACGAGCUCAACCCGCGCGGGGCCGACGAGGCGGCGCUCGACUGGGUCUUCGUGGUGGACUCGCUCAACUUCUCCUUCUGGGCGGAGCAGGAGGAGCGCAAGUGUGAGGUGCGCUACGGAGGAACAGCAUACACCGGCUACUGGGCCCUGUGCGCCGCCGUGAACCGGGCGCUCGACCAAGGGAUACCAGUAACCAGCGCCUCCUACUAUGCCACCGUGACUCUCGACCAAGUUCGGGAUAUAUUCCGUUCAGACACCACCGUGCCCAUGCCUUUAAUAGAAGAGCGGCAUCGGAUUCUCAAUGAAACUGGGAAGAUUCUGCUGGAGAAGUUCGGCGGCUCUUUUCUUAAUUGUGUCCAAAAAAGUGAAAAGAGUGCACAGAGGUUAAUGCACUUGGUCGUUGAACAUUUUCCUUCUUACAGAGACGAGGCGCAGUUUGAGGGGAAAAGGAUUGCCUUUUACAAGCGAGCCCAGAUCCUUGUGGCAGACACAUGGAGUGUACUGGAAGGAAAGGGGGAUGGCUGUUUUGAGGACAUCUCCAGCAUCACCAUGUUUGCUGACUACAGACUGCCGCAGAUUCUCGUUUACCUUGGAGCCCUGAAAUAUUCCGACAAGUUGCUGGAGAAGCUUCGCAAAGGAGAUAUGCUCUCAAAUGGAGACAAACAAGAGGUGGAAAUUAGAGGUUGCUCGAUUUGGUGUGUCGAGCUUAUCCGGGACUCUCUUCUGGAGCUUCUUAAAGAACGGGGUGAAAAGCCUCAGGGUGAGAUCAACUCCAUUCUUCUGGAUUAUCACUUGUGGGACUAUGCCCGCGACCACAGGGACCACAUGAGAGCAGUCCCGUUUCAUCGCACCCGCUGCAUUUAUUACUGACCCGCGCGUGGACGGAUCCAGGGGAAAGACUUGCACUUUUAGAUCUUGUGGUCAUUUGCACAAUUUUGAUUUGAUAGAAAGACAAAAAUUAUAGGAAUAGGUAAUUGACUAUCCAGUCUUUGUUUCUGUUUUUUUUUCUUGACAUAUCAUUGUGUAUCCCCAUAGUCAUACUGCAGAAUCUAUAAUGAUAAUAUCCAUGUUUUUAGUUGGUAGCUUUUCUCAACUUGUAUUUUUUUCCUCUUCUCCUUUUUUGUGUUUUAUGGCCCUGGGGAUCAAGCCUGUGUCUUGUGUAUGCCAGGGAAGUGCCCCACCACUGAAUCACACGCCCAUCUUAGUUAUUGACUAUGUGUUAUAGUAAUUUAAUAUUAGAUAGAGAUAGUCUUUGGUAUAUGACUAUUGCUUUUAAUUUUUUUUUAAUGUAUACAGCACUCUUUACCUUGGUCUCUGCUGAUACGCUCUCGAGUGGGUGUCAUUGGGUUUCUGCUCAGAGUUGUAUGCCUGGUUACUUUGAGUAACUAGUGGUAUCACUGGGUUCUGGUUAUUAGGUACAGCAUUGGGUGUAGUGGGGUUCCUGGCAAGGCUGUCUCUCUGUGUGUCUACUUACUUUCUUUUUUCUUUUUUUUUUUUUUUUUUAAUUUGGUUUUUCGAGACAGGGUUUCUCUGUAGCUUUGGAGCCUGUCCUGGAACUAGCUCUUGUAGACCAGGCUGGCCUCGAACUCACAAAGAUCUGCCUGCCUCUGCCUCCUAAGUGCUGGGAUUAAAGGUGUGCUGAUAGA